GUUAAGGAGGACGGGGCGGCGUCCCUGGUUACGGGGUCAGGCAAAGGGCAAAGGGCAGCGUCAGGGUUGAGCAAGGAUUAGUAAUGGCGGCGUCUGGGGAGCCCGGGAGGCCCUGGCAGGAGGAGGAGGAGGCAGCAGCGGUGGUAGUGGUGGGUUCCUGCAUGACCGACCUGGUCAGUCUUACUUCUCGCUUGCCAAAAACUGGAGAAACCAUCCAUGGACAUGAGUUUUUUAUUGGCUUUGGAGGAAAAGGUGCCAACCAGUGUGUCCAAGCUGCGCGACUGGGAGCAAAGGCCGCCAUAGUCUGCAAGGUUGGCAGCGAUUCUUUUGGCAAUGAUUACAUAGAAAACUUAAAACAAAAUCAUAUUUCUACAGAGUUUACAUAUCAGACCAGAGAUGCAGCUACAGGAACAGCCUCCAUAAUUGUCAAUAAUGAAGGCCAGAAUAUCAUCGUCAUAGUGGCUGGAGCAAAUCUGCUUUUGAAUUCUGAAGACUUGAAGGAGGCAGCCAGUGUCAUUAGCCGAGCCAAAGUGAUGAUCUGCCAGCUAGAAAUAAGCCCAGCAGCUUCUCUGGAAGCUCUGACAAUGGCCCGCAGGAGUGGAGUGAAAACCUUGUUCAACCCAGCUCCAGCCAUGGCUGACCUGGACCCCCAGUUCUAUACCCUCUCCAGUAUUUUCUGCUGCAAUGAGAGCGAGGCUGAGAUUUUAACAGGCCAUGCAGUGAGUGACCCCACCACGGCUGGGAAGGCUGCAUUGGUUCUCCUAGAACGGGGCUGCCAGGUUGUGGUCAUCACCUUAGGGGCUUCAGGAUGCGUGAUGCUGUCACAGGCUGAGCCUGUUCCAAAGCACAUUCCCACUGAAGCUGUCAAGGCUGUAGACACCACGCCCUCCUUGUCCCAAGAAUGACAUCUAGAAAACUCUGAAGACUGUGCUGCCAGAGGCUGCCAAAGAAAGACGAGGAUUACAGAAGAUUCUCCGGCUGUGAGGAAAGGACAGGGGCAGAGCAGCCACUGAAGCAGCUGAUAGACAGCACAAGCGACAUCUGUCAUGCCCUGAAGGCUGCGUGAGCUGUAUUGCAUUGCUUCUACAUCAGCAGACCACCUCAUUUAUUAGCUAAUCAGGUAGAAUUCAGUACUUGAAAUUAUCCUUCCUAACCCUGAAUGUGAUCAGUUGAAAACCCAGGGCUCAAACAAUUUAAUUGUAAUUGCUUACCAGAAAUGUCAUGUUCUUGUUGAAGAACUGAACCAGGGCCAAGCAUGGGCUUUUUUUCCUGUCUUCCCAAUACAGCAGAACUGAGUUUACACAGUGCUGCAGGGCGCUAUACUUUAGCAGCCCUGGAAUGCAUCUGGGACCAGGCCUGUCUCAGAGAUAGCUCAAGUGUGGCCACAGAGAAGAGUGGCAUAGGAUGGAGAAGGAGCAGUCAUUUCAGCAUCCGUCUAAAUAAAUAAAAUAAAUGUUGUCAAACUGCAAAGCCCAGAAUGCUGAGCCUGCCAUGCCCGUGGUCUUCACUGUUGCUGAUGCAGGUGUGCAGGGGAGUCAAAAGGCAGGUGUGUGCGUCAUAGACCUGAACAUCUGCUUGCUUGUGUAGGAAAAUAUGACUGUACACUAUAGGUUGUACUCUGUAAAGAUACUGUUAAUGGUAUAAACAAAGAGGUGUGUAUGUGUAUGAGUGUGUUUACAUAAUGUACUAUAGUGGGACUCAAGAUUCUCCUACCCUCAUCAUCUCCGAGGGCAGGAUUGCAGGAAUUGUGGUCACAUGAUACCAUACCCAGAUUUU
Molecule: messenger RNA, 1776 nt
Organism: Mus caroli (Ryukyu mouse)
Lineage: Eukaryota; Metazoa; Chordata; Mammalia; Rodentia; Muridae
Gene: Rbks
Product: ribokinase
Biological process (GO): D-ribose metabolic process
Cellular component (GO): cytosol
Molecular function (GO): ribokinase activity
Source: RefSeq, a predicted model, not a curated record